This is a messenger RNA of Pseudo-nitzschia multistriata, 3076 nucleotides long. NCBI's taxonomy places the organism in Eukaryota, Bacillariophyta, Bacillariophyceae, Bacillariales, Bacillariaceae. The record is from the annotation of a GenBank genome assembly.
UGUGGGAUUUUUUUGAAUUGUUUUUCCGUGUCAGUCGGCCCGGAGAAAGAAAUCGGCCUUCGUAGCAGACGCUUCGUACGAGUACGAGUAGUACUCGUAGUAUUGCGAGAACCGCAAUGAGUCGGAAAUCUGUCACACGAAUCUCCAAUCAACUCUUCGUUGAUGUUGAUGUUGAUGUUGCUGUUGUCAUCGCAUCGAACCACUCGAAGAGGCACAAGCACAAGCACCGGAAGCUGGGCACAACGCGGAAAGAAACAAAGCCUUGAUGAAAGGCUAGCUCGAAUCGAUCGAUCGGAUCCUUUUCCCACGGGCAGCAGUUACAUUUUCGAACAAGAAUCCCCCAUCGAGAAUGAGAACGAAGGCUUCCGCCACCGCCCUUGCGCUCGGCAUCUGCCACGCAAUCAUCCCUGUGGAGAGUGCUAGACCCCUUGUGUUUGGACUCUCUGCCUUUGCACCGACGCCGGCGCGAAAGCAGCACGGCAGAACGCACGGCAGAAGCCACCGCUCCCUGGAUUGGGCGGGGAGCAAGAGCCGCCUGGGAGCGGCCCCGAGCGAAAAAGAAACGGGCCUGCCCAACAUCGAGGGACUGCUCCCGGAGAGGGAACUGGAGCGCCUGGUGGCGGUGGACGAGACGGUCCGGGCCCUCAAAAAGCAGCUGCCCACCAUCCUGACCAGGCCCCUCACCCCGGCCGUGGCGGAGGACGCCUUCUGCAAGGAAGGCUUUUGCCUGAGCGUCCUGGUCGACGUCGACGUCGACGACGAGAGCGAGAGCCAGAAAGCCUACAAGGGAUCCCUCGGAGGCACCGGUGCCGGUGCCGGUGCCUACGACGAGCAACGGAGGAAACCACCGUCCGAAAGGAUUGCCGAAAGGAUUCCCGACGAGAUUGUCCUCCUGAACGGCCGGGACGAGCUGGUGGCACUCGGCGACGUUCUGGUUCUGGCGACCGCCCUGGCCCGGCAGGCCGUUCUGGUGACGGGCACCAUGGAAACCGGGGUGGGCAUCGAGUGCCAGCUGAUCCUGGACGAGGCCUGCGAGACCGUCCGGAUACCCUGGAGGGCCAAGACGCCGGUCCCCGGAUCCCUACCGGUCUCGGCGGCGGCCGACAAGAGAUUCAACUACCUGGAGGGCAUUACCGAUUGCUACCUGCGCACGAGCAGCGACAGCGAAACCGACGGCCAAAACAACAGCGGCACCGGCAGGGUGCAUCGGAUGGUGGUCCGAAAGGCGACCUUCAACGGACGCACCCUCAACGGGCCGGCCAUCGGCCAGGCCCUCAAGGGCAUCCAGUCGACCGUCGCCAACCUGCAGCAGAACCCGAUCCUCCAAAACAUUGUGGGGGCGGCACAGCAGCAGCAACAACAACAACAAGAGCAGCGGCAACGGCAACAGCAGCCACGGGACGGAAGCGGGACAAGCAGGGGACCCAGCCUCUUCAACACCCUGCGAGACGAAUUCCUGGGCCAGGCGGCAACGGCCGUAUCGGCGAGGCUGUCCCCGCCACCGAAAGAAUCCGCGGCUGCCACUGGUGGGGAGGGCACUCCUUCUUCCAGCGAAGGGUCUGCCGUCCCGGUGUUCCGGGUGGCAUCGAUCGCCGACCUGCCGCUCGAUGUGGACCGUGCCUGGCUAGACGAGGACUCCAUCCGGACCAAGGCAGAACCCUUGGAGACCGCCACCCCGUGCCCCGGCACCGAGGAAUGGAAGGACUUUGUCGAUGCGAGUUUUUCGCUCCGGCGCUUUUGCAGCGAGGUGAUUCCCCAGCUCUCCGAUCUCAACAUCGUGGAUUCGAACCUCUUUGCCGGCGAUGCUUCCUACAAGAACGCCGCCGACGGCACGGUUCUGCUGGCCGGGAGGGAAUCCCUCGCCGGCUUUUUCCAGAGCAUUGCGCUGACCCGAAAGGGGACGGGGAUCUCCUGGGAAACAAGGGGCUGCGAGGUGCUGGACUGGAAGAACCGCACCGUUGCCGUUCGCUACGAAAUGGCCACCAAGGGCUUUCCCCUGUGGACGGUCUCGGGCCGGGACGUCUACGUCCUGGACGCCACCCUUUCGUCGGGGGAGCGUCCCGUCGUCUUGGAAAUCCUGCAGGGACCGCUCGUCGCCAGGGGGCCCAACCAGAACGAGAUCCCGCUGGACGGCUUGUGGCUGGUGGACAAUUUGUCCAGCGCGCUGGGGGUCGACGGGGCCUCUCCGGGAACGACCCUGCCACGGGACUUUCUGACGGAGCUCCUGCGGAACCAGCUGCCGGGCCCCGGUCCCCCCAAGCCGCCGACGAAAAGAAGGAGGAGGCUUUCCGAGCAUGCGGCGGCCUCGGUCUACUACAUCAUGGCGGACCUGCACGAGCAGGGCCUUUCGCUCUUCGACACUGAGUCGACCACCGGGCCCUCCCCCCCCGCCAUCGAGUACAUGGCGGAGAACCUUGCCCUGAGGGGAUACCUCGGGGAGCCCAUCCUCAGGGGAUCGGCCCUCUACGACCGAUCGGUCCGCUCCGUCCUCUUUGCCCUGCGCGAGUCCGUCAAGCGCGGGCGGCUGAGGGUGGAAGGCCCCCCCGUUCCCCCCCGCGUCGAGCUGAGGGAAAACCCCGAGGGAUGCGUUUUCGUCCGCCUCACGCUGACCGUUGCGUUCCGGAUCCCGCCGCCGGGGCCGGGGAUCCUGCAACAAGCGGCGGACUCCCUCGGGCCGGCUUCCGGCCUGCCGCUGAGGGUCGAGCUGGUUUCGGACUAUGGGAUCGAUCCGGAGAGGGGGAAGAUCACCGAGCACCGGCUGGUCGAAACGCGGAUCAACGGCCAGCUCACGGCCGGGGACCAGGUGUCCCUGUGGAUGAAGCGCUUCCUCAACGCGGAGGGGAACAUUGCCGCCGGAGGGAGCGAACCAAGCCGGGCCGAGGAAAGGGCACUCGGGGCCAUCGCCGACGCCCUCUCCUGGUUUCGGUCGGGGUGACCUUCGCACGGACGCACGCCACGUGCACAGCGAAGAGAACACGAAAACGAAGCUUGGUGUUGUGGUUUGGAUUGCAUUGGAUUUGAUUUUAUUUGAUUGAAUUGAAUUUGAUAUAAUUUCGGAUAAAGCUAGUUCGAAUGC